Messenger RNA from Exophiala aquamarina CBS 119918, 1776 nucleotides. RefSeq names its product MFS transporter, PHS family, inorganic phosphate transporter. NCBI's taxonomy places the organism in Eukaryota, Fungi, Ascomycota, Eurotiomycetes, Chaetothyriales, Herpotrichiellaceae. The transcript is spliced from 3 exons. Gene Ontology annotation, cellular component: membrane. Gene Ontology annotation, biological process: transmembrane transport. The record is from RefSeq and is a predicted model, not a curated record. The coding region runs from base 1 to 1776 and encodes 591 amino acids. Gene Ontology annotation, molecular function: transmembrane transporter activity.
AUGCUGGGCUUUUGCUAUUUCACCAACAAUGGAAACAAGAUCCCACAGAGUGACGACACCCUAAUCAAGGUCACUACAUCGGUCGGCACCUUGAUCGGGCAAUUGUUCUUCGGAUGGCUUGCAGAUGUCGUUGGUAGGAAGCGCAUGUAUGGGUACGAACUGCUCAUUAUCACCCUGGCGACUCUUGGACAGUCUAUCACCGGACCUUCGUCCGCAAUUAGUAUCACCGGUCUUUUGGUAUUCUGGAGAGUCAUCAUGGGCGUGGGCAUUGGCGGCGACUACCCAUUAUCUAGCGUAAUCCCAUCAGAAUUUUCACUGACCAAGUGGAGAGGCACCAUGGUGGCAGCGGUGUUCUCGACUCAAGCAUUGGGACAACUUCUGGCAAGUCUGGUGGCUUUUAUUGUCAUCGAGUCGUUCAAAGGCCAGAUCGACAACUCGUUGAACAUGUGCAAUGGAGAUCACUGCACCAAGACCCCCGAGGGCCAGCUUGCUGUCGACCGAAUGUGGAGGAUAAUCGUGGGCUUUGGUGCGAUCCCAGCAGUAGUUGCCCUCUACUACCGGCUCACCAUCCCUGAAACACCACGCUAUACCUUUGAUGUGACCAGAGAUGUCGAGCAAGGUUUUGCCGACUACAAAGCUUUCUGCAUGAACACCAUCGGACCUAUGAACGGCAGGGGACAGGUGUCCGCCGACAGAGAAGAUAUCCGGUCUCGCUUGAACGAUCAAAGGCUCGGCGGACUCGAUGUUAAAGCAAUACCACAGUCUUCACUCCACGAUUUCCGACGGUAUUUCGGCAACCGCCGGAACUUCCUCGCCUUGGUUGGCACGGCAGGAUCGUGGUUCUUCCUUGACGUGGCCUACUAUGCACUGCUUUUGAACAACACAAUUUUCCUGCAGAAGAUAGGUUUCGGCUCCGUGUCCCAUGCGACAGAACACACCAUCUACAACAACCUGAGGAACGGAGCGGUUGGAAACCUUGUCCUUGUGGUUGCAGGAGCGAUUCCGGGGUCGAUUCUUGCAAUCAUCUUCGUUGACAAAAUUGGCCGCAAGCCCAUACAAAUCGGAGGCUUCGUUAUGAUGACAUUGCUUCUUCUCAUCUUGGGAAGUGCUUUCAACUCAAUCAGCGACUCGUCGCGCGUUGCGCUAUUUGUGCUCAUUCUGUUCUUCGUCAAUUUUGGUCCUAAUACGACCACUUUUAUUGUUCCUGGAGAAUGCUUUCCCACCAGGUAUCGAAGUACAGCACAUGGUAUAUCUGCAGCUUCGGGCAAGCUCGGCGCUGUACUUGCUCAGGCUCUUGCUGGGCCUCUGAGACGGGUUGGCUACAAAGAGGGAGAGACCGAUGCAUCUCCAUGGCUGCCACACGUUAUCCAAAUACUUGGAGCGUUUGCCUUCCUUGGCCUCCUGACUUCUCUUCUCAUUCCCGAAACGAUGGGUAGAUCUCUCGAGGAUUUGGCCGGCGAAGAGGAUGUGCAACCAGAAGAGAAGGGACGCACGUCCUGGUAUGAGAGACUCUGGUCCAGGCUCACAAGCAAGCGAGCGGCCAGGGAGAUGUGCGACGAAGAGGAGCAUAAAUGUGUAUCGAGUAUCUUGCCAACAACCCCCGAUUUCAACGGCCGAGCAGACUCCCCAGACCACGGGGACGUGGGAAGUGGUGUUUUAACAACCAUAAGCCGUCGAGAUAAAGCGGACGAGGCUGCCGUCGGUGGGCACACAGACAAGAGCCAUGACCGACGGUUCUACGAGGACGAGAUGGACUUGACUCCUGGACGAUUGUGA